This is a messenger RNA of Engraulis encrasicolus (European anchovy), 2944 nucleotides long. It is a transcript of the gene serinc2l, whose product is annotated as serine incorporator 2, like. The record is from RefSeq and is a predicted model, not a curated record. NCBI's taxonomy places the organism in Eukaryota, Metazoa, Chordata, Actinopteri, Clupeiformes, Engraulidae. Bases 96 to 1475 code for a protein of 459 amino acids. The transcript has 10 exons. Gene Ontology annotation, cellular component: membrane.
ACGGUGUCAAAACUAGUCAAGACACCUGCUUGGUGCACAUUUCCUUCCUUCCUAGUAGAUUGAUAUUUGUGGAUAUUGGCCGCAUUUCCUGAAAGAUGGGAGCGUGUAUGGCUUUAUGUUCACUUGCCAGCUGUGCCUCGUGCCUGUGCGGCUCGGCUCCGUGCCUGCUGUGUGGAUGCUGCCCCUCCUCCAACAACUCCACCAUCACGCGGCUGACCUUCUCCCUCUUCCUGCUCAUGGGCACCAUCGUCUCCAUCAUCAUGAUCCUGCCCGGCAUGGAGGCCGAGCUGCAGAAGAUCCCAGGCUUUUGUCAAGGAGGUACGUCUAUACCUAUACCGGGCGUCGACAACCUUGUGAACUGUGACACGGUCCUGGGUUACAAGGCGGUGUACAGGAUGUGUUUCGCCAUGACUUGCUUCUUCUUCCUCUUCUCCGUCAUCAUGAUCCGCGUGCGAAGCAGCAGGGACCCCCGCGGCUCCAUACAGAACGGAUUUUGGUUCUUCAAGUUCCUGAUCCUGGUGGGAAUCACCGUGGGCGCUUUCUUCAUCCCCGAUGGAACCUUUCAUAGUGUGUGGUUCUACUUCGGUAUCGUGGGUUCCUUCAUGUUCAUUCUGAUCCAGCUGAUCCUGCUCAUAGAUUUCGCCCACUCCUGGAACGAGAUCUGGGUCCGCAACGCAGAGGAGAGCGAUGGCAAGGGCUGGUAUGCAGCUCUGCUGGUGUUCACCAUCCUGUUCUACUCGCUGUCCUUUGCGGCCAUGGUGCUCCUGUAUGUGUACUACACCACGCCUGACGACUGCACAGAGCACAAGGUCUUCAUCAGCCUCAACCUCAUCUUCUGUGUCGGCAUAUCCAUCGUCUCCAUACUGCCCAAAGUCCAGGAUGCUUCUCCUCAGAGUGGUCUGCUGCAGUCCUCCCUUAUCAGCCUGUACACCAUGUAUGUCACCUGGUCAGCCAUGACUAACAACCCCAAUCGUGAGUGUAACCCUAGUCUGCUGAGUCUGAUCUCUCAUGCGAACACUACUGAGGUCUUGCCUACCAGCGCCCCUGGCCAGAUACAGUUGUGGGACGCACAAAGCAUCGUGGGAUUGGUCAUCUUCCUCUGCUGCACACUUUACGCCAGCAUCCGUUCGUCGAGCAACACGCAGGUGAACAAGCUGAUGCAGACGGAGGAGGGCACGUUUGGCGGCAGCGGGGGCGACGGGGAGGUGGGGGCGGACGGCCUGAAGCGCGCCGUGGACAACGAGGAGGAGGCCGUCUCCUACAGCUACUCCUUCUUCCACUUCCACCUCUGCCUGGCCUCGCUCUAUAUCAUGAUGACACUCACCAACUGGUACAGCCCGGACACCAAGACGCAUGUGAUGCAGAGCAGCAUGCCUGCGGUGUGGGUGAAGAUCAGCUCCAGCUGGCUUGGCCUGGGCCUGUACCUCUGGACGCUCGUCGCACCCCUCAUCUUCUCCGACCGAGACUUCAGCUGAGCCCGCCGCACUCAUACUGUAUAAACACAGACAUUAGACAUUAGCCUCCCCCAUCCUCCUUCUCGCUCUCUGCUUUGUGUGUGUGCGUGUGUGCGUGCGUGUGUGUGUGUGUGUGUGUGUGUGUGUGUGUGUGUGUGUGUGUGUGUGUGUGUGUGUGUGUGUGUGUGUGUGUGUGUGCGUCGCUAACUUACAUUUUGUUAUUAGCAGCAUGUGCCCAAAGCCUACCAUAGCACAUGAAGGAGGUAGUAAGGGUCCUUGCUGCUCCUAGCACUUACCUGGUACUACUUAUACUGUAUGUGUUCAUUUGGAAUAGUACUUCAGUAAAUCAUAUCCGAGUCGUUUGUGCUGUUUACUUUAUUUAGUUUGUGAAGGCCUUUUUAAGAUGCUGCAUUGCUUGUGUGCAGCUGUUUCCCUCCCCCGUGACUUCAUGCCGCAGUGCUCUAGUGCUGAGAAAAUUAUCCUUUUGUUUUGCCGGUGCGACAUUGUAAUAUUUCCCCCUAUUCCCUUAUUGCCACGUUCACGAGUUCCUCCUGAGAUUUCAAAUAACCACCUUCACCGAUAACUGGAGACUACGUACAGACAGCACACCGUUCAAUCCUCACACCCUAUUGAAGUCAAUAGUCACGGUACUGUACCACACAAAUAUGCAUUUCUAACUGCUGCUACUGAACCUACCAACCUACCUUAAUCAUCCGUCUCUCUCUCUCAGUUUCUGGUGCAUGCGUGUGUGUGUGUGUGUUGCGUGUGCAUGUACAUGUACGUGUGUAGAUUCCCGUAUCUACUGUGAUGCUUUUCCAUGCAGUUCAUGGACUUUGUCUUUCGUAGCAUUUCAAUAUCAGUCUCUCUCUCGCACUGCCACGUUGUCUUGUCAACAGUAGGCCAUUUGAGUCCAUGCAUGUGCGUGUGCUGCUGCGUGUUGUCAGUAGGCCAUUCCAGUGCACUGACUUGGCUUGUUUUUCUGUGUCAGGGUAGCACAUGGAGGGGGGGGGGGGGAGAGAAUCACCCAGUAUGAACCUCACUCGCCUCACCAUCCCCAUGCCACCCCACCACGUGUGUCCUCAAGGGGGGGGUGUCAACAAGCAAGCAAGAGAACCUGUUACUGUCAGGGUCAGGGGCACCUGUUUUUUUAUAGGGGGGGGGGGGGCUUCUCUCCCCUUCUCUCCCCUCUGGGGGAGCCUCAAGGCCACUGGCCGUGUCUGAGAGAGAGGAAGAGCCAGAUAGAGUGUGAGAGGGAGAGAUAAGGGUGUAGAGACACGCCCAACUCAUCUUCCCCUUGCUGUGUGCCUAUGUGCUCCUUAGACAGGGGUUGGGGGGGGCAAGUGAGUGUGUGGUUUAUCAUUAGAGAAGCCAUAGUCAGAUAGAGGAGGUAGAUAGACAGAGAGAGGUCAGAUAGUCAAAUUAGAUGACAGAGAACACCCAGAGAGGCUCCAGGUUACCUUGGAUGAUCUGUGUGCUGUGUUUUUUUGGGG